AUGAAAUCAUCUCCGUCGGCAUUGUAUUCUUUCCACCCUUGUAUCAACAUCAUGACUACUGAAAGGACAUUUACCCUGCCCGAUGGGCAGCAGGUCUAUUCUAAGACAUGGAAGCCUGAUAGCGCUCCCCGGGCAGUCAUUGUCUUCAUCCAUGGAUUCAGCGAUCAUUGCAAUGCCUACUACGACCUCUUUCCAAGUCUAGCCUCGUCCGGUUUCGAGGUGAGAGCCUUCGAUCAGCGAGGCUGGGGCCGCACGGUUAAAACCAAAAAAGACCGCGGCAAAACCGGUGACACCGCUCAAGUGCUCUCGGACAUGCACUCGUUCAUAACCAGCACCGCAGCCUACGCGCAAGAAAUCAAUAUUCCCCUCUUUCUCGUAGGCCACAGCAUGGGCGGCGGCCAAGCACUCACCUACCUCUUGCACCCGGAGUCACCCUACCAUAGCGCCACCAAGCCCACUUUAGCCGGCGUGCUCGUCUGGUCUCCGCUCAUCACCCUGGAUCCAUCCUCCCAGCCGUGGAAGAUCACAAUCAUAGCAGGUAGAAUCGCAGCCCGCAUCUUGCCGCGAUUGCAGCGGUAUUCGCCGCUCGAUCCGCGCCUGAUCUCACGCAAUGAGACUGUGAUUAAGAAUUUCGAGACGGAUGAGCUCUGUCAUGAUACUGGGACUUUGCAGGGAUUGAAAGGCAUGUUGGAUCGGGGGUUGUGGCUGGAUGAGGCUGGGGUGGAGCUUUAUGAGAAAGCUGGAUGUGUGCCCUUGUGGCUUGGACAUGGGGUCGAGGAUAAGAUUACUAAUUUCGAGGCAACGAAGGCGUUGGCAAAGAGGCUUGCGGGCAAGGGAGAUGUUACGUUUGUUGAGUAUGAGGGUGCUUAUCACACUUUGCAUGCUGAGUUGCCGGAGACAACGGCCAAGUUUACGAAGGACAUUUCGAAUUGGUUGUUGGCCAAGUGUCCUGCUCCAGUAUCGGGCGAAUCCAUCACUGGCUUGGGAGAGAGCAAUGCGAAUUCGGAGCAGAAGGACGCGGCCGAUCCGAACAAGACUGAAACCGAGGCAAGCAAGGCGAAGCUGUGA
Penicillium maclennaniae is the source of this 1068-nucleotide messenger RNA. Its product is annotated as acylglycerol lipase. Gene Ontology annotation, molecular function: lipase activity. The coding region runs from base 1 to 1068 and encodes 355 amino acids. Lineage: Eukaryota; Fungi; Ascomycota; Eurotiomycetes; Eurotiales; Aspergillaceae. The transcript is spliced from 4 exons. Gene Ontology annotation, cellular component: membrane. The record is from RefSeq and is a predicted model, not a curated record.